This is a messenger RNA of Myotis davidii, 912 nucleotides long. It is a transcript of the gene NIPSNAP1, whose product is annotated as nipsnap homolog 1 (C. elegans). The annotation marks the transcript as partial. Gene Ontology annotation, cellular component: mitochondrion. The transcript has 8 exons. The record is from RefSeq and is a predicted model, not a curated record. NCBI's taxonomy places the organism in Eukaryota, Metazoa, Chordata, Mammalia, Chiroptera, Vespertilionidae.
CUCAUACCGACCUCUGUUCUUCACCCUUUUAACUCCCUGGUGGAGGCCGCCCAGGUUGCCGGCUCUCUCCCCCAGAUCCUUCUGCUUCUCUUUAGGAGAACUAACUUCUAUUCCAAGGACAAUGAAGGCAGCUGGUUCCGCUCACUCUUCGUGCAUAAGGUGGAUCCCCGGAAGGACGCCCACUCCACCCUCCUGUCCAAGAAGGAGACCAGCAGCCUCUACAAAAUCCAGUUUCACAAUGUGAAGCCUGAGUGUCUGGAUGCCUACAACAGCCUGACGGAGGCCGUGCUGCCCAAGCUGCACCUGGAUGAGGACUACCCCUGCUCGCUCGUGGGCAACUGGAACACGUGGUAUGGGGAGCAGGACCAGGCAGGUGAGGUGCCCCCAUCUCCAGCACCACUGCCGCCCACCCAGGCAUUUCCCCCCCCACCCCCAAGGCAAAGGGUCCUGGUGCUACCGAGAACCAGGCUGGAGGCCACCCCCCUACAUACAUGCUUAGCCAACAGGGGGAGAAGCAGGGCUGGGUCCCAGGGGCCCCCUGACCCGGACCUCUCCAAAACACAUCCUUUCUCUCUUCCUGGAUCCAACAUCUAUGAGCUGAGGACAUACAAGCUCAAGCCAGGAACCAUGAUCGAGUGGGGCAACAACUGGGCUCGGGCCAUCAAGUACCGACAAGAGAACCAGGAGGCGGUGGGCGGCUUCUUCUCACAGAUAGGAGAGCUCUACGUGGUGCACCAUCUCUGGGCCUACAAAGACCUGCAGUCUCGGGAAGAGACUAGAAAUGCUGCUUGGAGGAAGAGGGGUUGGGACGAAAAUGUCUACUACACAGGUGAGUCCCUUCUCCGGGGAGCAGGGGGGCUGGAGGGCGCAGUACGGCCCUUGGAGGUCAUCUGCUAGGAGCCCUAUUUGAGG